Pelobates fuscus (common spadefoot toad) is the source of this 2240-nucleotide messenger RNA. It is a transcript of the gene PGM1, whose product is annotated as phosphoglucomutase 1. The transcript is spliced from 11 exons. NCBI's taxonomy places the organism in Eukaryota, Metazoa, Chordata, Amphibia, Anura, Pelobatidae. Bases 115 to 1803 code for a protein of 562 amino acids. Gene Ontology annotation, cellular component: cytosol. Gene Ontology annotation, biological process: carbohydrate metabolic process. Gene Ontology annotation, molecular function: phosphoglucomutase activity; magnesium ion binding. The record is from RefSeq and is a predicted model, not a curated record.
CCGGGGAGCAGCUGUUGGCGGAGUCUGGGUGUCACGGUGACCGGGAAGCAGUGUGUGUCUGCCCGCAGCUCGCUCACCCCGUGCCCGCAGCUCGCUCACCCCGUGCCCGCCAUCAUGGUGCAGAUCGUCCGUGUGCAGACCAAGCCCUUCCCGGACCAGAAGCCGGGCACCAGCGGCCUGAGGAAGCGGGUCACCACGUUCCAGAACAGCCCGCACUACACCGAGAACUUCAUCCAGAGCAUCGUGUCCUGCACCGAGCCCGCCGAGCGCCAGGAGGGGGCGCUAGUGGUCGGAGGGGACGGCAGGUUCUUCAUGAAGGAAGCCAUUCAGCUCAUCAUACAGAUAGCAGCCGCCAAUGGGAUUGGACGAUUGGUCAUUGGACAAAAUGGCAUUCUCUCAACGCCAGCUGUGUCCUGCAUCAUACGAAAGAUCAAAGCAAUUGGUGGUAUCAUCUUGACAGCCAGUCACAACCCUGGAGGUCCCAACGGAGACUUUGGGAUUAAGUUCAAUACUUCUAAUGGAGGUCCUGCUCCAGAAGCUGUUACUGAUAAAAUUUUCCAGCUCAGUAAAACGAUCGAAGAAUAUGCUAUAUGUCCUGAUCUCAAAGUGGAUUUGGGAACCAUUGGAAAACAGCAGUUUGAUUUGGAGAACAAGUUCAAACCAUUUACUGUCGAGAUUGUGGAUUCUGUAGAAGCCUAUGCAAACAUGUUGAGAAAUAUCUUCGACUUCAGUGCCUUAAAAGAACUUGUUUCAGGACAAAACCGGCUUAAAAUCCGACUUGAUGCUAUGCACGGAGUUGUUGGACCAUACGUAAAAAAGAUUAUUUGUGAGGAGCUUGGCGCGCCUGCAAAUUCUGCGGUAAACUGCAUCCCGCUGGAGGAUUUCGGCGGUCACCAUCCCGAUCCAAAUUUAACCUAUGCGUCCGAGUUGGUGGAAACGAUGAAGACCGGAGAACAUGAUUUUGGAGCAGCAUUUGAUGGUGAUGGGGAUCGUAACAUGAUUCUUGGGAAAAACGCCUUCUUUGUCAACCCGUCUGACUCGGUGGCAGUCAUUGCAGCCAAUAUUUUCAGUAUUCCUUAUUUUCAGCAAACUGGUGUUCGUGGUUUUGCGAGAAGUAUGCCAACAAGUGGAGCCUUGGACAGAGUGGCAAAAGCUACAAAGAUUGCUUUAUACGAGACUCCAACGGGAUGGAAAUUCUUUGGCAAUUUAAUGGACGCUAACAAGCUAUCCCUGUGUGGGGAAGAAAGUUUUGGAACUGGUUCUGAUCAUAUCCGAGAGAAAGAUGGGCUUUGGGCUGUCCUUGCCUGGUUAUCCAUAAUUGCUGUUCGCAAGCAAAGUGUUGAGGAAAUUCUGAAAGAUCAUUGGCAGAAAUAUGGUCGAAAUUUCUUCACAAGGUACGACUAUGAAGAGGUCGCUGCGGAUGGAGCUAAUCAGAUGAUGAAGGACCUUGAAACCUUGAUGUUUGAUCGCUCGUUUAUUGGUCAACAACUUUCCGUUGGAGAUAAAGUUUACACAGUGGAGAAAGCUGAUAAUUUUGAGUACAGUGAUCCUGUGGAUGGGAGUAUCUCCAGAAACCAGGGCUUAAGACUCAUCUUUACGGACGGAUCCCGUAUCAUUUUCAGACUUAGUGGUACUGGAAGCGCUGGAGCCACCAUCAGGCUAUAUAUAGACAGCUAUGAGAAGGAUGCUCCAAAAAUAUAUGAAGACCCUCAGGUUAUGUUGGCCCCCCUGAUUACCAUUGCACUUAAGCUUUCAAAACUUCAGGAGAGAACAGGACGUGACGCUCCAACCGUCAUAACGUAAACAGGAGGAAGCACUGAAAGAUUCGGCCUAAGAAAUUGAUUUCUGUUGGAAGCCAUGUCUCUGUCCCCAUAAUAUAAUCCCUGUAUUGUCUUGUCUGUACAGAUUGUGUGUGUGUUAGUUAUCAUUCUAUGUCUAUCAUUAACAUAAGCUGAAAAAAAACACAGUUUACAAUUGCUUUUUUUUUCAGUCCCAAAUCACAGACACAAUUUCAAUAUUGUUUACAGUUUAUUUUUUGUUUUGUUUUUUUUUUAGACCCCAAUAUGUCUGUCUAGGACUAAUUCUACGAGUUGGUAAUCAACAAGAAUUAUGUUUUUUUUCAAUUAAUAAACUGCAGACGUAAUCAUAAAAACCAGUCUCGGGGAACCAUCCUGUUCAUACAAAAUAAAUAUUCACAGAAAGCCAUAAUAUCAAAUAUAUAAUAAAAUGUUUAAAAUAAA